AUGAAUCGUCAUUACUGUCGUUCCCACCUUAGUACCACCCUGAAUAGACUAAACUUCAAUUUCACGGUCGAUGACAUCAAGACUCGGACCGCUGAGCUCAUCAAAGAGUCUACGGACAUGCACAAUCGUCUGGCCUCUUUGAAGGGGUCCGACAUAACCGUUGAGAACGUGCUCGGUGUUCCCAAUGAGUUUUGGGUCGACUUUUAUCCCCGCUACAGCUCCAUGGAGUUCCUUCAGAACGUCUCCCCUGACAAGGACAUCAGAGAGGCCAGUUCUGAAGCCGAUCAGAAACUGUCAGAGCAUCUCGUUGAGAUGUCCAUGCGCAAGGAUGUUUUCGAUGUCCUAGUGGCUCUGCAAGAGCAACGCCCUGAGAUGAAUGCGGAAGGCGCGAGGUUGCUCGAUCGCUCCAUUAAGGAAGGCAGACGUAAUGGUCUCCAUCUUGACGAGGCCGCCAGAGAGGAGAUAGAGAAGAUGAAGAAAAGGAUGUCCGAGCUUUCUAUCAAGUUCAAUAAAAACCUAGGCGAGGAAAAUACUGUACUCGAAUUUACUAAGGAGGAGUUGGAUGGCAUGCCCGACGACUUCCUCGAGACGCUGGAUAAAACCGAGUCAGGGAAAUACAAAGUUACUCUGAAAUACCCCCACUAUGUUCCGAUCGCCAAGAAGUGCAAAGUCCGCGAGACCCGCAGGAAGAUGGACUUCGCGUUCAACAAUCGCUGCGCUGAUGAUAACACCGAGAUCCUCAAAGAGCUCGUGAAACUCAGAAAAGAGAGAGCCGCGAUUUUGGGUUACCCUUCACAUGCUGACUUCGCCACUGAGUUGAAGAUGGCCAAGAACGCUCCCACUGUGAGGGAUUUCCUACAUGGUAUUGAGGAUAAGGUCAAAACUCGUGGUACGAGCGAUCAGAAGCUGCUGAAGGAGCUCCGAAAGGAGGACACUGGUGCUAGCAUGGACGAACCUCUUGAUUGUUACGACUUGAGCUACUAUCGGAACCUUGUCGAGGAAAAGAACUACUCUGUGGAUCAGCUCCUCAUACAACAGUAUUUCCCCUUCGAACAUGUUUUGAAGACUUUGUUGGAACUCUACGAGAGUAUUCUGGGCCUCAAAUUUAAUAGAGUCACGGACCAGCCAGUGUGGCACGAGGACGUAGUUUGCCUGGCUGUCAAUGACGCUGCUGAUGGUCACUUUAUUGGCUACUGUUAUAUGGAUAUGUUCCCGAGAGACGGCAAGUUCUCACAUGCUGCCUUGUUUCCUCUGCAGCCCAACGUCAUGCACAACGGGAAGAGGAGCUACGGUGUGUGCUCCCUGGUGUGUAAUUUCACCAAGUCAACUCCGACCAAGCCGUCCCUGCUUACUCAUAAUGAGGUGGUCACUUUCUUUCACGAGUUCGGUCACUGCAUGCACCACAUCUGUGCUGAGAACGUCAAAUUCGCUGAGUUCGCUGGCACUAGUGUGGAGCAAGACUUCGUGGAAUGCCCCUCGCAGAUGUUGGAGAACUGGUGUUGGGAAAAGGAUAUUCUAAAACGCCUGUCGUGCCACUAUAAAACGAACGAGCCUCUCCCUGAUGACCUCAUCGAAAAGCUGAUAAAGUCUCGGGAUGCUAAUGAGGGUAUCAACACGCAGAGACAAUUGGUUUUUGAUAACUUCGACCAGACCAUUCACGGAGUGAAUCCGCCGAGUGACAUCACCACAACCUUCAACGACGUAUCUCUGCAGACUAUGGGCGUCAAGCAACAGGAAGGCAGUCAUUUCCCUGCUACUUUCGGCCAUAUGUGCGGUUAUGAUGGAAAAUACUACUCUUAUCUCUGGGCAGAGGUUUUCGCUGAUGAUCUCUUCUUGAGCAAGUUCAAGAAGCCUAAUAAUCUCCUCAAUCCUGAAACCGGUAUGGAAUAUAGAAAGACUAUCCUCUCCCGUGGUGGCGCUGUUGAUGCCUCGGAGAUGCUCAAGGAGUUCCUCGGCCGUGAACCCAACCAGGAUGCCUUCUUGGAGAUGAAGGGUCUCAAGGCUUGA
This is a messenger RNA of Perkinsus marinus ATCC 50983, 2007 nucleotides long. RefSeq names its product Thimet oligopeptidase, putative. Gene Ontology annotation, molecular function: metalloendopeptidase activity. The coding region runs from base 1 to 2007 and encodes 668 amino acids. Gene Ontology annotation, biological process: peptide metabolic process; proteolysis. NCBI's taxonomy places the organism in Eukaryota, Perkinsozoa, Perkinsida, Perkinsidae. The record is from RefSeq and is a predicted model, not a curated record. The transcript is spliced from 19 exons. Gene Ontology annotation, cellular component: mitochondrial intermembrane space.